Molecule: messenger RNA, 824 nt
Organism: Branchiostoma floridae (Florida lancelet)
Lineage: Eukaryota; Metazoa; Chordata; Leptocardii; Amphioxiformes; Branchiostomatidae
Product: solute carrier organic anion transporter family member 4A1-like
Exons: 3
Coding region: 435-824 (129 amino acids)
Biological process (GO): transmembrane transport; sodium-independent organic anion transport
Cellular component (GO): membrane
Source: RefSeq, a predicted model, not a curated record
GAGGUUUCAAGGCUAGGAGAGUAGUCUAUGUUUUACAGUGCUCAAGUUUCGGGACCAAAACAACUCGGCUGUAAUUAAUCAAACGUUAUGUGUUUUAGUUGGCCGAGGGCUGUCUCAUGUUGCUUAAGUCUAUUUCGAGUGUUGCGUUGAGCAAAAGAGUCAUUAAUAUGCUCGUAAAGGGGGUCAUUUGUGUUGACUUUGUAAGGUUUUGUACUCAAGACACAAGCCCACCCAGUGUGCUAGCAGUCAUUCAUGUGGACGUAAUCGCACAGGGGUCAUCUGCAGGGUCACACUGUGGUACGGAAAAGUCAUAGUGGGGCGUCGAGCGCCAAGAAUUCCGUCGGAAUACAGCAAACGCAGCAACUUCAGACUGAGUGAACUUCGUGGUGGGAAAGAUUUGCACUGUUGGAGGGAACUCAGGGGUGGUUACAGGCAUGUCGUUACCAGGCAGUUUACGGGACCUUCGCCAGGAGGCGCCUUCGGAGGAGGAGCGCCCCCUGUCAGACGACGCCAAGCAUGGCAAGGAAGGCGAAGAGGAAGGGGAGGGGCGGUGUGGAUUAUUCUGUUUCUCGCCGGAUUGGCUGCAAGUGUUCAACUCGCCACGAUGUCUGCUGUUCUUCAUGUGCGCUCUUUGUGCCACCGAGACCGCCAUACUUUUAGGACUGACUCCCGGUGUUAUAUCCUCUAUCGAGGGGCGGUUCGAGCUUUCCAGCGCCAAGAGUGGCUUCAUCGUCAGCUCUACAGAAUUGUUUGCCGUCUUCACUGUUCCUAUCAUCUCCUACUAUGGCGGGAAAUCUCACAAGGUGAGGGAAUGGACGAAUUGA